This is a messenger RNA of Micromonas commoda, 1476 nucleotides long. RefSeq lists its product with no specific name. The transcript has a single exon. The record is from RefSeq and is a predicted model, not a curated record. The coding region runs from base 1 to 1476 and encodes 491 amino acids. NCBI's taxonomy places the organism in Eukaryota, Viridiplantae, Chlorophyta, Mamiellophyceae, Mamiellales, Mamiellaceae.
AUGUUCUCAGGGACCGAUGCCGUCCUGAUUCCGCCCCGGGUGCGGGAUGGCGAGCCCGACGUGGCGACGGUUGCGAUCGGCGAGGGUGCGCCGGGAGAGCUGGUGGUGACUUGCAGGGUCUGUCAGCGCGCUCACGCCAAGUACACGUGCCCGCGGUGUUUCAUGCGAUACUGCGGGCUUCCCUGUUAUAAGGCGCACGAUGGACGCUGCGUGGAGUCCUUUCACGGCGAAAACUUCGGCGACGCCCUGAAAGGGACGCGAGCCGAAGACGAAGGGAAAAAGCGCAUGACGGAGAUACUCGCCAGGUUCGCCAAGAUGGACGCGGGUGACGCGGGUUUUCAGGGCGACAAGGUGGAUUCCGACGACGAUGACGAGGAGGGGGACGAGGAUGAUGCCGGCGCGUCGGCGCCGUCUUCGUCGGGGGCGUGCAUCCUGUCGGAGGCGAACCUCGAAAAGCUGGCCAGGGGUGAGGAGCUGUGCGCGGAGGACCUCUCCCCUGAGGAGCGCGCGGCGUUCGAACGCUCGGCGGCGACGGGCGAGCUGAGUCACAUGGUCGAACCGUGGAAGGCGUGGUGGACGCUUCCCGAGGCGACCGACAUCGUCCUGGCCAGCGACGGCGGCAGGCUCGUGCGAGAGGUCGGGUCCCGGGUUGGAUCCGCGGUGAACGACGAGUCGCCGGCUGUCCCGCCUCCGCCGGACGAAUCCCUCCCGCCCCUCUCGCGCCUCACGCCAGUGAAACCCUCCCUCAGCUUACGGUGGCACCUACUCGACGUGCUCGGCGCGUACACCCUGACGUUGAGAGCGCACGACGGUGACUGGAGCGCGGAUCCCCUCGCCGCCGUCGCCGCCCUCCUCUCGCUCUCCGCGGUUCUCGCCGCCGGCGCGGCGCGACCGAGCCGGGGAACGGGCGGGGCGGGGGACGCGGCGUCGACGGACCUUCCGUGCACGGCCGCCGCCGCUCUGCACGGCGUCGGAUCCAGGGCUGCAUCGAGCGCGAGCGGCGUCAUGGCGGCGGCCGCGGCUGCCGUUUCCGCGGGCGGCAUGACGCGCGACAUCCUCUCGUUGCUGCGCGGGGGUCGCGGCGCCGUCGUCGUCGCCCUCGCAGACACGCGGCGAAUGGUCCUCGCGGCGGCGGCGGAACUGUCCGAGCGCGGCGCGGUAGAUGACGUGAAUGUCGUGAGGGGACGCGGAGGUCGACUCGUUCGCGGCGCGGGCGGGGGUAGGUCCAGGCUGUCUCGCGGCGCGCUGUCGCGGCUGGAGCGAAAGGUUUUCUUCCUGCUCUGCUGGGUCAACGGGCUGACAGACUCCGCGCGCGGCGGUGAGGACGACCGCGCGGACGAGGGGGUGUUCGAGAUACUGCGGGGAAGACUGGAGCACGAGCUGAGGGCGAAAAAAGAGGCUGAGGAGGUCGCUGCGACGCGCGCCGCGGUGGUGCACACUUCGCAGAAGCUGGUGGCGGAAGUGGUCCAGCAGUAA